GGGAGCCGCGGAGGGAGGAGGGAUGCGGCCGCGCUUCCGGUCUCCAUUUUACGCGGACGACAGCGGGCCGGAGGUCGAGGUGGUGCCGCGGGCGGAGGGGCCCAGCCCGGCCGGGCGCGUUUUGGGCAGGCUUCGUCCGGCGGCAGCGCCCUGGCGGCGGUGUGAGCGGCGGCACGGCGAUGGGCUGCCCCGGCUGCCCCGGGAAGCUCAGCCCCGGCCGCUGAACCCGCCCGAAGCGCCCGCAGGCUCCAGCCGCUUCGUCUCCCACGGCCAGAAGAGAGGGAGGAGCAGGGCCGGGCCGGGCCGGGCGCCUCUGCCAGCAGCAUGGAGCAGAGCGUCGUGGAUCACCCGGUGACCCUCAUCAUCAAGGCCCCCAACCAGAAGUACACCGACCAGACCAUUAACUGCUUUCUGGACUGGACUGUGGGCAAGCUGAAGUCCCACCUCUCUAAAGUCUACCCCAGCAAGCCGUCAACAAAGGAUCAGAGACUGGUGUAUUCUGGCAGACUGCUUCCUGAUCAUCUCCAGCUGAAAGAUGUCCUCAGAAAACAGGAUGAGUAUCAUAUGGUUCAUCUGGUCUGUACCUCUCGGACACCCCCAAGCUCUCCAAAACCCAGCACCAGCAGAGACAGUCCCGGAGCUGCAACCUCCAGCAGUAGCUCAGACCAUUCUGGAUCAGCUGCUGCCUCCCCCCCAAACCAAGAAGCUUCCUCUACCCCUCUGAGCAGUAGUACAGAUGGAGUGAGGCAUCGGAAUCCUCCACAAGCACAAAGCAACCCCAUACCGAGCCACCAGUUCCCUUAUUUAAUGCAAGGCAGUAUAGGGAACCAGUUUCCAGGCCAAGGUGUUCCUGCUGGAUUUUCUGUGUACCCUGCAUUCAGUCCCUUACAGAUGAUCUGGUGGCAACAGGUGUAUGCACGUCAGUACUACAUGCAAUACCAAGCUGCUGUUUCAGCCCAAGUGACUGCCAGCACCGAGCCAGUGAGGUCUGCAGUUGGCCAGGCUGUGAAUUCAGAGCGUGCUCCUGCAAACGAGCCUGCAGCAGCACCCAAUGUAGCUGUGCAGGAGAACAGGCCUGUAAACCCCAAUGUUCAGAUGAAUGCACAGGGUGGCCCAGUAGUGAAUGAAGAGGACUUCAACAGGGACUGGCUGGACUGGAUGUACACCUUCUCCAGGGCUGCAAUCCUCCUCAGCAUUGUGUACUUCUAUUCUUCCUUCAGUCGCUUUGUCAUGGUCAUGGGAGCCAUGCUGCUGGUUUAUUUGCACCAGGCUGGGUGGUUCCCCUUCAGGCAAGAGGGAGGCCAGCAGCAGGCAGCCAACAACGCGGAAGUGAACCACCGGGAUGGGCAACAUGCAAAUAAUGCUGAUCUGGAGGAGAUGGAACGGCUGAUGGACGAAGGGCUUGACGAGGACAGCGGCGAAGAUGCCGGUGACGAUGCCAACACAGAGCAGCAGCCUGGAUUCAUGGCUUCUGCUUGGUCCUUUAUCACAACCUUCUUCACCUCCCUCAUCCCUGAAGGGCCUCCACAGGUUGGCAACUGAAGCGGGAGAGGAGCUGUGGCGGCAGGCAGCCUCGGCAGCCAG
Dryobates pubescens (Downy woodpecker) is the source of this 1584-nucleotide messenger RNA. RefSeq names its product HERPUD family member 2 (gene HERPUD2). Gene Ontology annotation, molecular function: protein binding. The record is from RefSeq and is a predicted model, not a curated record. The transcript is spliced from 9 exons. Lineage: Eukaryota; Metazoa; Chordata; Aves; Piciformes; Picidae. Gene Ontology annotation, biological process: endoplasmic reticulum unfolded protein response. The coding region runs from base 325 to 1542 and encodes 405 amino acids.